UAUUGAAAAGGUGCAAUGCUGUCUUACAAGGUUUGUUACCAUGUUUAUUUUGUUUUACUACCCAGAGGAGACCGCGGCAGAGGCCGGGGGCGGGGCUUUGGUGGCCGCGGAGGACUGAUCCAGGGAUACCGCCCGUUUGUACCGCCACACAUUCCAUUUGAUUUUUAUGUGUGUGAGAAGGCAUUCCCCAGAGUAAAGCCGAUGCCUGAUGAGACGGCUUUCACUGAAUGUCUGCUGAAGAGAAACCAGGACCUCAGCCCCACACCAGCAGAGCAGUCCUCCAUCUUGUCUUUAGUCACAAAGAUUAAUAACAUCAUUGACAACCUGAUUGUUGCUCCUGGGAACUUUGAAGUGCAAAUUGAAGAGGUCCGUCAGGUCGGUUCAUACAAGAAGGGCACCAUGACAACAGGACAUAAUGUCGCAGACCUAGUUGUCAUCCUGAACAUCCUUCCCACAUUGGAGGCAGUAGCUGCUCUUGGGAACAAAGUUGUUGAGACCCUUCGCACUCAGUACCCCACAGAAGUGCUUUCCAUGCUGACCAAUGAGACUGGUUUUGAGAUAAGUUCUGCUGAUGCUACUGUUAAGAUUCUCAUCACCACCAUCCUGCCCAAUCUGCACAAGCUGGAACCAAAACUGCACCUGGACAUCAAGGUGCUGCAGAGCGCCCUGGCUGCCAUCCGCCACGCCCGCUGGUUUGAGGAGAAUGCCUCUCAGUCAACAGUGAAAGUACUGAUCCGUCUCCUGAAAGACCUUAGGGCACGUUUCCCUGGUUUUGAACCUCUAACCCCGUGGAUCCUUGACCUGCUCGGCCAUUCUGCUGUGAUGAACAACCCUUCCAGGCAGCCCCUGUCCCUGAAUGUGGCCUACAGGCGUUGCCUUAAGAUGCUAGCUGCCGGUCUCUUCCUUCCUGGCUCUGUGGGAAUUACUGACCCCUGUGAAAGUGAAAACGUCAGGGUACACACAGUCAUGACUUCAAAACAACAGGACAUGGUGUGUUCCACAGCACAGACAUUAGUGAGGGUGCUUUCCCACGGAGGUUACAGAAAGAUCCUUGGCCUGGAGGGAGAUGCCAGCUACUUGGCUACAGAGAUGUCUACAUGGGACGGUGUGAUUGUCACUCCAUCAGAGAAGGCGUACAGGGAACCCCCAGAAAGAAAAGAGGAGGAAGACGAAGGAGAGGCAUCAGAUGACAUCGAGGGCCCAGACUUUGUCCCGUCUAUCUUUCCAUACUCAAUCCAGCCCGGCAAAGACGGUGUUGCAAAACUGGAGCGAAGGUAUGGUCCCAAAGACUGUCCAUGAUGACCUCCAGCUGAA
This is a messenger RNA of Cyprinodon tularosa, 1314 nucleotides long. It is a transcript of the gene ilf2, whose product is annotated as interleukin enhancer binding factor 2. Lineage: Eukaryota; Metazoa; Chordata; Actinopteri; Cyprinodontiformes; Cyprinodontidae. The coding region runs from base 16 to 1299 and encodes 427 amino acids. The transcript has 15 exons. The record is from RefSeq and is a predicted model, not a curated record.